AUGGCCCUCCAGCACUACCAAUAUAAGGCCAUAGUGGCCCCAGACACUGAAGAGGACUAUCCUGUUCCUGGCCGACCUCUUGACACGCUCGAUGGGCCGCUGCAGUUACCCGCCAUCAUCUACGGGGCUGGGUCAUUUUCCAAACAAUACAAUGCCGACGAUCAUAUUUCCAGCAAUAUCCCCCUUCGAACUGUGCGCCUGGCCUUGCGAUAUGGUAUACGAGCGUUCGACACUUCGGUAUACUAUGGACCCUCAGAGAUCGUUCUCGGAAGCAUCUUGGAAGCACUCCGGGACGAGUUCCCCCGGUCUACCUAUCGAUUGAUGACCAAAUGCGGUCGAUAUGGGCUUUCUGACUUUGACUACGACCCCAACACCAUCCGCCAGAGCGUCAAGCGGAGCCUUGAGCGAUUGAAGACCAGUUAUCUUGAUGUGGUGUAUCUUCACGAUGUGGAAUUCGUUUGUGACCCCGUCGCUCCUCAGCCGAGUGGAAAUGUCGCAUCGUCUCUCUUAGAAGAUGCAGGUGUAUAUGGAUUGGCUCCUGGUGAUGAAGGGAAAAUCAGAGGCGAUGGGGACAGGAAGGUUCUCUCUGCGUUCGCGGAGCUGCAGAAACUCAAGGAUGAAGGACUGGUCAAGCAAAUUGGGAUUACAGGGUACCCACUGCCAACACUGCUUCGACUGGCCCUGUUGAUCCUCCACAACCCUCCUUACAAACCGAUAGACAUCCUACUCUCCUACUCCCAUCUCUGCCUCCAAAACACCAACUUUAUCGAGUUCGUCGACCAAUUUAAACAGCGAGCGAAGAUCGCCACCGUCCUCGCUGCGUCACCCCUCAGCAUGGGUCUUCUGACCAGCAGGAUACCCGAUUGGCACCCAGCUCCUCCUCAACUUCGACAAGCGGUGCGGGAAGCCAUUGAAGAAAGUGGCGGGGAUUUACCUAACCUUGCGCUUGGAUACUCUAUCAGCAGGACAGGAACGGAAAAUGGGAGCGUACCUCUGGUCUUAGGCGGAGACGCCUCUAUGCGCUUCCUCGCCUCGAUCCAAGACGAAGAAAUGGCUGCUCUCAAGGGUACAACCGUCUUCCCCACUCUCGAUCCAACAGCUGCCUCUCGUGGAAGAGACAACUACGGUAGAUUGGGCGUUCUGCGCACUAAACCAGGACGCGCAGACUCUCCUCCGACGUUAUGCAUGUCUUGUAGCGACAAGAUCGCUUUAUGGAACGUCGUCGGUAUCCAAGGUGCUUUGGGCUCUCUGGCCUUUAGCCCAGUUUACAUAUCGAGGAUCGUCAUCGGAGAUUGUGAAGUGCCCGAAGGAACGAGAGUGAAGGUGAAGGAAGAUUGUGAGAGGGCGUUUUGGGGUCGGUUGAGGGAUUAUAGGAUAGGUGACCCUCUUCUCGACUUGCUCUCUAUUUCAAGGCACUCAUAG
Molecule: messenger RNA, 1422 nt
Organism: Coprinopsis cinerea okayama7#130
Lineage: Eukaryota; Fungi; Basidiomycota; Agaricomycetes; Agaricales; Psathyrellaceae
Product: D-arabinose dehydrogenase
Exons: 6
Coding region: 1-1422 (473 amino acids)
Biological process (GO): dehydro-D-arabinono-1,4-lactone biosynthetic process; RNA processing
Cellular component (GO): cytosol
Molecular function (GO): D-arabinose 1-dehydrogenase [NAD(P)+] activity; adenosine deaminase activity; RNA binding
Source: RefSeq, a predicted model, not a curated record